CAGCAGACUCUGAGACAUCGUUCACGUUGGUCCUCUUGGAGCGAAUGGUCUGCCUGCUCCAGUGGCUGGCAGCUGCGUACUCGAUAUUGCAACGAGGUAUAUUUGUCCUCCUCAAAUGCGCCAAGUGAUGAAAGAGGGACAGAAGAGGUGGGAGGCGACGAAAAGGAGGUUCGAACAUGGCAAGAAGCCGUCCUCGGUCGGUCUUCUGAGGUAAAGCAGCAAAACGAGGAGGCCGUGCUCGGUUGUCCAGGAGCUGCUGAAGAACACAGAACCUGUCAGGUUCAAUUCCCUGAUUCUCCAUUGUCCUUGCAAAAGUCUCCUAUCCCACCGUUCUCCAGCCUUUGGCCAAAUCAACGGCUAAAAGUGGCCCCCAAUCUCCAAUCCUCAGCUGGUAGGACCAUUUGGACUGGCUGGUCAGACUGGUCGACCUGUAUGUCUUCUGGUUGUGGCAGAUCUGGCAUCCGAAUGCGUCGGCGCCGCUGCACUGGGCCCUCGGUAGUUGAGUGUCAUGGACUUGGAUUCGAGGUCGCCCAAUAUGGUGCAAUGGGUUAA
Protopolystoma xenopodis is the source of this 552-nucleotide messenger RNA. The record is from the annotation of a GenBank genome assembly. NCBI's taxonomy places the organism in Eukaryota, Metazoa, Platyhelminthes, Monogenea, Polystomatidea, Polystomatidae.